UGAGCAGAGGCUCGGCUCGGCGCUGCGAGGGGCGCAGAGCGCGGGGCCCGCUAGCCGGCCGAGCGCGGUUUUGGUGGGACCGGUGUUCCCAUCCUGGGACUCUCUCGUGGAGCCGAGCCUGGCCAAUAGGCGCAUGAGGAAGAAGAGCAGGGAAAUGGACUGCUAUUUGCGCCGCCUCAAACAGGAGCUGAUGUCCAUGAAGGAAGUGGGUGAUGGCUUGCAGGAUCAGAUGAACUGCAUGAUGGGGGCGCUGCAAGAACUGAAGCUCCUGCAGGUGCAGACAGCACUGGAGCAGCUGGAGAUCUCUGGAGGGGGUCCUGCUCCAGGCUGCCCUGAAAGCCCCCGGACGCAGCUCGAGCCCCCUCAGUGGGAGGGUGGCAGGGGUCCUGCCGGGCCUGCGGGCUGCCCCCCCUCCAGUCAACCCUCUCUGGGCAGCAGCGCCAAGCUUCCAUCUCCUAGGAGUGUGUGUGGGAGGGAUCUGGCUCCCCCGCCCAGGACACGGCUGCCAGAGCACCAAAGCUGUGCCCAGCGGGGGCCAGAGCUGGUGGAACCGGAUGACUGGACCUCCACGUUGAUGUCCCGGGGCCGGAAUCGACAGCCUCUGGUGUUAGGUGACAACGUUUUUGCGGACCUGGUGGGCAACUGGCUGGACUUGCCGGAACUGGAGAAGGGUGGGGAGAAGGGUGAGACCCGGGAGGCAGGAACCCCCAAAGGAGGGAGGGGCCAGCCGCGGGAGCUGGGCCGCAGGUUUGCCCUAACAGCAAACGUCUUUAGGAAGUUCUUGCGUAGUGUGCGGCCUGACCGGGACCGGCUGCUGAAGGAGAAACCAGGCUGGGUGACACCCACGGCCUCUGAGCCCAGAGCCGGACGCUUGCAGAAGGGCAAGAAGCGGGGCCAUUCCAAGGGCUCUGGACAUUUCCCCUUCCCAGGUGCCUCGGAGCCCAGACGAGGGGAGAAUCCUUCCACCAGCUGCCCCAAGGCCCUGGAAUCCUCACCCUCUGGCUUUGAUGUUAACACAGCGGUUUGGGUCUGAAUCCUAGAGAUAGAAAUUUGACUGACCCAGAAAGGCUGGGUCCCAGUGCUGGGCCCCUGGGAAAGAGGCCGGGUGGUAUGGCUUUCAAAAGCCUAACUCCAAGUCCCUUCCGCCGAGAAGGGAAGGAGACGGAGCAGAGCGUCUGGAGCAGAGCUGACAGGGCUGUAGUUGGGCGAGGCUGUGCUAGGGGCUGGCUGGUGGGGGAGGCGAGAGUUCCUGGACAGACAGAGAGAGAGAG
Kogia breviceps (pygmy sperm whale) is the source of this 1271-nucleotide messenger RNA. It is a transcript of the gene INKA2, whose product is annotated as inka box actin regulator 2. The record is from RefSeq and is a predicted model, not a curated record. Gene Ontology annotation, molecular function: protein kinase binding; protein serine/threonine kinase inhibitor activity. Gene Ontology annotation, cellular component: nucleus. NCBI's taxonomy places the organism in Eukaryota, Metazoa, Chordata, Mammalia, Artiodactyla, Physeteridae.